Messenger RNA from Trypanosoma rangeli, 2619 nucleotides. RefSeq names its product putative adaptin. The record is from RefSeq and is a predicted model, not a curated record. NCBI's taxonomy places the organism in Eukaryota, Euglenozoa, Kinetoplastea, Trypanosomatida, Trypanosomatidae. The coding region runs from base 1 to 2619 and encodes 872 amino acids. Gene Ontology annotation, biological process: intracellular protein transport; vesicle-mediated transport. The transcript has a single exon. Gene Ontology annotation, cellular component: membrane coat; AP-3 adaptor complex.
AUGAUUGCGGAGAAGGCCACAUUUGUCUCUGAGCGGGCGAAGGAGCUUAUUAGUGGUGGUGGCAACGUGGUGUCACGGGCCCGCUCACUCAUCUCGGGGGACGCGCAGUUCUUUUCAGUACAGCCGAAGGAGGAGGAUCUGCGCCAGCACCUUGACUCCGACUCACUUCAGGAGAAGCGAAACGCGAUGAAGCGCAUCAUUGCGCAGAUGUGCAAAGGGAAUGACAUGUCAAGCCUCUUUGCAGACGUGGUGAAGAAUGUUCACACCCCGUCGAUUGAACUGCGGAAGCUUAUUUAUUUUUACAUCACACACUACUCGGAAGAUCGCCCCAAUGAGGCUCUACUUUCCAUCUCUGCCUUCCAAAAGGACCUGAUGCAUCCGAGCCUGCAUGUACGUUCCCUCGCACUGCGGAUGCUUAGCACUAUACGCAUUCCAGCCAUUCAGCCACUGGUGUUGGUAGCUGUAAAGAAAUGUGCCUCAGACUUGGAACCAUUGGUACGAAAAACAGCUGCCAUUUCUCUCGCGCAAAUGCACGCCAUUAGUGCCGAUGACGGGGAUAGUGAAACGAUACUUAAACUUCUUGGGCAGCUGUUAGCAGAUAAGUGCACCGAGGUGGCCUCGGCUGCCGCGCUCUCAUUUAUUGAGAUAUGCCCCGAUAAGAUGGAUCUCAUUCAUCCCAUCUAUCGUGACCUCUGUUGUUCCCUCGUUGACUGUGAGGAGUGGGGGCAGGUGGUCCUGCUGCACGUACUUUUGCGUUAUGCGCGAACGCAGUUUAUGGACCCUAAUCGUCCCUCCCAGCCGAAUGUAAUACAACAAGGAAACAAAGAGAAGAAGAACUUAACCCAGGACAUUGCUGAUGCUAAGGUCGAGGGGGCCUCACUAACCUCAUCAUUAUCAUCCUCCUCAGCGUCAGCGUCGUCUUCGCUGGCAUCUUUCACGAGAGCUUCGUCAGAGGUACUUGCCCAGAGUAACAAAUACAACCUUGAUGAAGCUAGCGAUAGCCUUCUGGACUUCGAUCAUCGUCUACUUCUUGAUUCUGUUAAGCCACUCUUUAUGAGUCUUAAUAGUGCCGUUGUUGUGGCUGCCACGUCAUUGUUUUUUCAUUGCGCUCCUAAAAAAGAGUUGGGCGUCUGCGUUAAACCCUUGGUGCGUCUACUUGGGGGUCCCGAAGAGCAACAUGCAAUCGUUCUUAGUGCCAUCUAUACGGUUGUGUUGUCGCAGCCAGAGCCGUUUGUUGCAUACAUUAAGGAGUUUUAUCUUCUUCCCCAAGAUGUGAGGGAUGUGCGGAAAAUGAAAAUACAAAUUAUGUCAAAACUAAUUACGGUGGACAAUUGCAUGGAGCUAUUCCGCGAGUUUCGUGGGUAUCUUCGAAACUUCCAUGUAGAGAAUGUUGUGGAUACGGUGCGUGGUCUUGGACUUAUUGCAGGACGGUUGCCAAACUGUGCUUCAAAAAUUAUGCAUCUCCUGGUUCCUCUUAUGUCUCACCCUAACGCGGAGGUGGUGUCGGAGUCCAUUUCUGUUCUGCGACUGCUCGCCGUUCAGGGAAGUGACACAGCACGCACGUGCCAGUUAGUCUACAGCCUGCUGAACCAGGUACUAAAUGAGAAGAUCAUGGUGGCAUCCGCGAAAGCCAGUAUUCUUUGGCUUGUGGGGGAAAACAUUCAGCGUCACACGGUCAUCGCCACGGCGGCACCAGAGUGCUUCCGUGUGUUUGUGAAGCGAUUUGCUCAGGAGAGUUUGGAGGUGAAGAAGCAGGUGCUAACGCUUGGCUGCAAGAUUUGGCUCUUUCUGGACGGCAGCAGUUCGAUGGCCGAUCGUUUUCGCAAACUCUUCUUUUACGUCUUGGAGGUUGCCCACUUUGACGAGGACUACGAAGUGCGCGACUAUUGUCGCCUCAUUCGUUGCACCGUGGACCGUCAGAGCAGUGCCUUUGCGGCGCUGAAGAGCGUACUGCUGAGUGAGAAGCCGCUUCCGCAGUCCAACGAUCCGUACGUGGAGCGCACGCAGUACCAGCUUGGCACUAUGUCCCACCUCUUUGGCACAUCCCUCCUUGGUUACCGCCAACUGCCCCCGUGGUUGGAGGUGGCAACGGACCCGCUGCUGCGUGGUUCUCUCGGCGCUGAAGACAGUGUCGAAGAUUCAUCCCGCGGCUCGGGUUCCGACUUCUCCUCGACGCUCGGCAGCAGCGACACCGAAACAAGUGCUCUCGUCGAGGAUGGCAGCAAUGAUGCUUCGUCGCGAUCUGCAUCUUCAGCAGACACAUAUAGUUACGAUGAGGAAGAAACGGGAGAGGAUGCAAGCACUCAACGGUCAUCCUCCGCGUCGUUCUCGGUGGCGGCGGGGGCUUGUGCAGCCGUGGAGCCAACGCCGACGAACCGCACUCCUGUAAGUGUUGUGGCUCAUCAUGUUGAUCCAGCAGUUGCUCCUGUCACAGUGAGUGAUGUGAUGGAUUUGUCCCCCGGUGGCAACGCGAGCGUCACGGAAGCCGAUGAGCUGAAACUUGAGGAAGAUACACCCACAGUAGAAGUCUUGCCGGCUACACCCCCAUGCGACACCGCAGGUGCCGUUAACACGGAGGCAGGUGCAUCACUUCCCUCCCCAACACUAGAUCUAUCGUAG